This is a messenger RNA of Galendromus occidentalis (western predatory mite), 2549 nucleotides long. Its product is annotated as glycerophosphocholine phosphodiesterase GPCPD1. The record is from RefSeq and is a predicted model, not a curated record. Lineage: Eukaryota; Metazoa; Arthropoda; Arachnida; Mesostigmata; Phytoseiidae. Gene Ontology annotation, biological process: glycerophospholipid catabolic process. Gene Ontology annotation, molecular function: starch binding; glycerophosphocholine phosphodiesterase activity. The transcript has 9 exons. Bases 119 to 2191 code for a protein of 690 amino acids.
AGAGCUUGAAUGAACGGUCCACUGAGCUGAGCUCCGCACUUCAUUCCGCAGGUUCGACAAGAAGAUACCUGACCGCGUCUGACUCGAUUUCUAUUCAGACCAGACUUCUUCACUGAAGAUGUUAAAUCAACGACAAGUUUUGUUGCGCGUCCAGGCUCAGGCCGGUGCAGGGGAAUCCCUCUGGGUCAGCGGGAGCAUUCCGGCUUUGGGGAACUGGCAUGUGGACAAUGCUCUAGCCAUGCAGAUGGACGAUCCCAUGAGCCAUCUCUGGUCGGUCAAGGUUCAAAUACCGCAGGAACAGACAGUCGAAUUUCGUUAUUUGAUUUGCCGCGUCCUCGACGGCGGGGAAAAAAUUGUGAGCCGCUGGGAGUCCAUCGUACACCCGAGGAGCAUCUCCACGAAUGAGCUCACCGUCGACCGAAAUGCGGCCAUCGACAUUUUCGGGAGCUACGAUGGCGUUGAACAAGUCCAGCAAGGUUGGCUAACGCACGAAACCUUAGUGCAGCUGAAAUUUUUCAACUCACCCGUAGCGAUAUGGAAGAAGAAGUUGCGGAAGGCGAAAAUCUCCUUCAAGGUAUCGCCCAUCGACCUGGUCAGAAAAAUGAGUGCUUUUCACGCGAAUGCGUCUCUGGCUUCCAUGGCCGACGACAGCGAACAACAGUCAAAUUUCAGCGACCAGCAGGAUGGUCGCUUCCCGAGUGUAGAAAUCGCCGUAAUGAGCGAAGGCCAAGACGAAUUUACACCUCAAGAACAGUUUGGGCAUGUGUACAAUGCCAAAGAAUUCGUCAUCGCCCAAACAGUAGCCCCCAACCCCGACUCAUUGGCAUUCAUGAUUGAUUUCUAUUGCUGGCCUUCAGACGAUGAGACCGAUGCGGCAGCGAUGCCCGAGCACAUUGGUUUCGCCUAUCUUAUCCCUUCUAACAGACAGGGCAGUGCCGGCGAAAUCUCAAUCCCUAUCACAGGAACCAGACAUCAUCCAAUCGGAGAAUUGACGAUCAACUUCUUGGUUGUGCGUCCACUCAAGGGCUAUUCGUGUACCGCCGAAUCUACAUUUGCCAAGUUCUGGAAACGUCAUAAGAGAAGUCUAGAUGUGGGUCAUCGAGGAGCUGGAAACGCACGGAGAACAGAUAUUAAGAAAGACACAGUCUCCGCCAAGGUGGAGAACGUGCUCGAGAACACAGUCGCCUCUUUCAAUUAUGCAGCGAGACACGGAGCGGACAUGGUCGAGUUGGACGUCCAACUCUCGAAAGAUAAAGUUCCGGUCAUAUACCACGACUUUCACAUAAAUAUUGCUAUGAAGAAACGAAGACGUACCGUAAACGAGGAGGAACCGCUCACAGUAGCCGUCAAAGACCUGACGUCCAGCCAACUAGAGAAUCUGAAACUACAACCCGCUGAAAGUCACCCUGAGUCCCGACUUGAAUUCACGGACGAAGACGUCGACGACAACCAGCCCUUCCCAACCUUGCGACAUGUUCUCACCGCAAUAGACACCCGUGUUGGCUGCAACGUCGAAAUCAAAGCUCCACUACAGUACAAAGACGGUAGUUGGGAGCUCGAUUAUCCGUUCGAUAUGAACGAGUACAUCGACAUUAUUCUCAGCGAAAUUCUGCUGCAUUCGGGCAAUCGUUUCAUAUUGUUAUCGUGCUUCCACCCCGACGUCUGCACGAUGAUUCGCCACAAGCAGAACAAAUAUCCUCUACUAUUCCUGACGCAAGGCGUGACGGAGAAGUACCCACCGUACCAAGAUCCUCGAACGGAAUCUGUCUUCAUGGCGUCGUACUUCGCAAAAUCAAUCAAUAUUCUCGGCAUAAAUGCUCAUACCGAGGAGCUCUUGAAGAACCUUGAGCUCAUCAGUCUCGUGAAAUCAAAAAAACUAAUCAUGUUCUGCUGGGGCGAAGACAUCAAUACCACUGCAGUCAUCGAUACCCUCAAGCGACUGGGCGUCGACGGUGUCAUUUACGACAAAGUGGAUUGCCUGAUCGAAGGGGAUCGUCAAGAGAUCUACCUGAUGCAACCUUUAAUGGCAUCAGAAAUGCUGGAAGCUGCUCGCUCAUGCCACUUCCAGUCAAGUGAAAACCUUCCGAGAGACGUAUCGCCACCUCAGUUAGCGGUCACGCCCCCGAGCGAAAACGGAGGUUUCAGUGGAUUCCAGAGACCCUUCCAAAUAAUUUCGUCGGGCGAUUCUUAAGAUCGCGAACGGCAUUAACGCUGGCCACAAUGACAAGCGGGGAACUGCCCGCUGAGAACACGAAGAUUUUAUGUCCACGGAUCAAAAUUGUGCUUGUAUUGACUCGGAUGAAAGUCCACUUACUUUCAACAGUCUACAGAAUUCGCUCCACUCACAAAUCAGACACUGGAUCGAUUCUCGAGGAGCUUGUGGACCGUCAGGAUUGUCGAGUGCUCAGCGCGUUCUUUAGGCCGAAGUAGCCCGGCUUGAGGCGAAAUAUGCGGGUCCUGACCUCGAUCCAUCGGGUGCAUUCGCUCUCUGGAUCCGAAUACGAGAGCAAUACUUUUCAAGUAGUACCCGGAACAUUGAAGUUUGGCUA